Molecule: messenger RNA, 1340 nt
Organism: Panicum virgatum (switchgrass)
Lineage: Eukaryota; Viridiplantae; Streptophyta; Magnoliopsida; Poales; Poaceae
Product: NAC domain-containing protein 87-like
Exons: 3
Coding region: 140-1009 (289 amino acids)
Biological process (GO): regulation of DNA-templated transcription
Molecular function (GO): DNA binding
Source: RefSeq, a predicted model, not a curated record
CGCCCCCUUUCCUCCUCCAAAACCCACCCCGCUCCAAUUCACACCCAAUCGCCAUUCCAAGCAGCUCACAGCUAGCUAGCUCCCAUUCCGAUCCAUCAAGAGCUGAAGGCGCCAAGCAGCAGCAGCAGCAGCAGCAGCCAUGUCGGAGGUGUCGGUGAUGAACCCGGGCGAGGAGGAGCCGCGCCUGGUGUUGCCGCCGGGGUUCCGCUUCCACCCCACCGAUGCGGAGGUCGUCGUCGACUACCUCACGCCCAAGGCGCUCGACGGCAGCUUCUCCUGCGUCGUCAUCUCCGACGUCGACCUCAACAAGACCGAGCCGUGGGAUCUCCCGGGCAAGGCGAAGAUGGGGGAGAAGGAGUGGUACUUCUUCUGCCACAAGGACCGCAAGUACCCGACGGGGAUGCGCACCAACCGGGCCACCGCCAGCGGGUACUGGAAGGCGACGGGGAAGGACAAGGAGAUCUACCGCGGCCGCGGCGUCCUCGUCGGCAUGAAGAAGACGCUCGUCUUCCACACGGGGCGCGCCCCGCGCGGGGAGAAGACGCCAUGGGUGAUGCACGAGUACCGCCUCGAGGGCAAGCUGCCGCCUAACCUCCCCCGAUCCGCCAAGGACGAAUGGGCUGUCUGCCGCGUGUUCAACAAAGACUUGGCGGCCAAGCAGCCUGGCCAAAUGGCGCCGGCCGCCGGCCCGGAGCCGACCAUCCCCUUCGACUUGGACGACAUCUUUGGUGUGCCGCCGCUCGAGGACUCGGAGUACGCCGUCGACGACCUCCUCCUCGACUUCAAUUCCAGCUCCGGCGACGCCGCGGGCAUGGGCGGCGGUGGCGGCUACCAAGUCAUCAAGGCGGAGCAGCAGGCGCUCCAGGUGCCGGCGGCGAGCAACCCGCGCGGGGCCGCGGAGCAGGCGAUACGUGCGCACUGCAAGCCGGAGGCGGCGCCGUACCUGGAGGUGGACGACCUACUGCUGGACGAGGGAUUCAUGGACUACUCCAACAUGUGGAACUGCUAGCUAGGCGUCGCCGGCGGCCUAGCCAUAUACAGUAGUAGUUCGAUUUGGUCACCGGCCGGCCGGCCGGUCGAUUAAUUAUUACAGUAGUUGACUUAUUACAGCUGAGGUUUGGGUUCGUGUAUGUAUGUAUCAGCCGAUCGAUGGAUCGAGUCUGGUAGCUGAUCGAUGUGGUGUUUAGGGGUGGGGAAUUUGAGUUGAGACUGAUAGAUGGAUCGGAUGAGCAAGCAGCAGCUGCCGGCGGCGGCGUCGACGAUGCUGCAGGUUGGUGGCUGGGUUAGUUAGACUUGUUGGAUCAUUAGCCUGCUAGUAUAUAGGAAGAUUGAUUUGUUAA